Colossoma macropomum (tambaqui) is the source of this 5688-nucleotide messenger RNA. RefSeq lists its product as uncharacterized. Lineage: Eukaryota; Metazoa; Chordata; Actinopteri; Characiformes; Serrasalmidae. The transcript has 19 exons. The record is from RefSeq and is a predicted model, not a curated record. Gene Ontology annotation, cellular component: postsynaptic density; actin cytoskeleton; cytoplasm. Gene Ontology annotation, biological process: regulation of dendritic spine morphogenesis. The coding region runs from base 227 to 3718 and encodes 1163 amino acids.
UGAGGGACAGAUGGAGGAAGAGAGGGAGAGGGACAGGGCGAGAGAGAGGGAUGAAGAGAUGAAAGGAGAGAAGGCGGCUGCAUGAGGGAGAGGAGAGCAAACUGGGCGCUUGGAUAAAAGGAGAGAAGAGAAAACAGAGAAGCGGCUUCGGGUCGUUGCGGAUUCGUUGAGAAGGAAAGAGGAGUAAGGAAGGGGGUGUAGAGGAGAGGAAAGGAGGUACACUGUGAUGUUGCGGGGGGAGCAUGCCGAUUACCAGCGCCAGUACCACACUUUGGGCAGCACCCCACGUCGCUUCUCCAACCCUGACAUGGAGGCACUGGCCAAGCUGCACAAGGGCGAGGCAGAGAGGCAGCGGGGCAAAUACCCGCCCCAACACGCUGCCACACUCGUCAACACCAACUGCUCACGGCAGCAGCAACCACAUUACUGGAGUUUUAAGGCAAGGACUCCACGGGCUGGUGGUGGUCAGCAGUCUCUGGGUGAGCAGGUGGGAGGCAGGGCGUUCUACGCCUCAGCGGAGAGUUUAGACAGCAUGGCCGACGCUGACCUGCCUCUGGGCUUCAGCCGCACCAACCGCCUCAGACAGAGUCUCCCACUCGCACGCUCUCCCAGCCAGAGCAAACUCCGAGCACCUGGGGUCCUGUUCCUGCAGUUUGGAGAUGAGACGAGGCGUGUUCACAUCACACAUGAGCUCACCAGCAUGGAGACGCUGCACGCUCUCAUCGUGCAUAUGUUCCCGCAGAAGCUGACUAUGGGGGCUCUGCGCUCGCCCAGCACAGCAAUCCUCAUCAAGGACGAGGCACGCAACGUCUUCUAUGAGCUGGAGGACCCGCGAGACGUUCAGGAUCGCUGUGUCAUAAAGAUCUACUGCCGUGAGCCUCCGCUUCGGGACACGCCCUAUAACACCCCCCACCACGGACACCAUGGGCACAUUGCCAACGGAGAUCUGCGGAGAGAGCUGGUAUAUGCCUCGAGGGAGUCAUCUCCUACUCGCCGUCUGAACACCCUCCCUUCCUCCUCAUCCCCUUCGGGCUCGCCGUCCCGCUCGCACUCCCGCCUCUCCUACGCUGGGGGGCGGCCCUCAUCCUACGCUGGAGGCCCUCCGCCUUCCCCCCAGCCUCACCCCUACCAGCACCAGCACCAGCACCAUGUCCCUGGGCAGGCUGUUCACGGGCAGCCCGUGUUCUGCCCCUCGCCUAGUGCCAUCCUGGAGCGUCGAGAUGUGAAGCCAGAUGAGGAGCUGACGUCGUCAUCUAAGAGUGUGGUGCUGCUGAAGAACGAGGCCAUCUAUGCUGACCCAUAUGCGUUGGUCCACUCACCUCAGGCCCUUGCCUACCGCCGCGGCUCUGCUCGCUCUCUGGGGCCCUACCCCGCUGCUGCGCUGCACUGCGAGUUGGAGGGUGCCCUCUACAGGCCUGGAGGUCCCCUCUACGCUGACCCUUAUGCUGCUGCUGGCUUCCGCACGCUGCCCCCGGCCUCGCCACAGAAGCUGCUGGAUGCAAGAGACCCGUACGGACCGCAGCCGGGCCGGGGGUCGCCAGGCAGGCAGGCAUUCAGAAAGGAUGGGACGGUGUUCGUAGAGAGCCCCAAAUCCCGGGGUGGGGGGCCACCGCUGGACCAAAUGUGUGUAAUAGGAGGACCUGGAGCUGAAGGUGUGGGGUUGCCAGGAUACACUACGCCAUUACCUGGCAAUGAAACGGAGACCAGGGAGCGAAUGGAGGCAAUGGAGAAGCAGAUAGCCAGCCUGACCGGUCUGGUCCAGAGCGUUCUAACCAGGGCCCCUGACAGUCCUGACAAGGCUGAAACAGCGAGCGACUGCUCAGCUCCUGAGACUGGCAGGUUUAGAAAAAGAAAAGCUACGACUCCCUCAGCCCCUCUGGCCCUGAUGCCACCUCCUCCCACUGGAGCGUCCCAGCCGAUCAACAUGUCCCGCUCCCAAAUGCAGCUUCACCUGAGUGAACUGCAGCACAGCACAGCCGAGCUGAGGAGGCAGCUGACGCAGUUACGUAAACUGCAGUUACAGAAUCAGGAUUCAGUGCAUGCGUUGCUGAGACAGACAGAGGCAGAUUUAGGUCUUUGCUUAAUUGAAGCAUCCCGGACGCAAGAGGACCCCCUUCAACGCCAGCGCCUCCUAGUGGAGGAGGAGAGACUGCGCUAUCUCAAUGAGGAGGAACUGAUUAUACAGCAACUGCAUGAUCUGGAACGUUCAGUGGAGGAAAUGAAGACUGGGGCAGGGCUGAAUCAUCGCCUGGUAACUGAACAAGAAGUAGAACAGAAGAGUCAGGAGCUCAGGAGACUGGGAGAGACUCUGACUGACCUCAAAAAUCAAUUCCCAACACUCCAGAGUAAGAUGCGUGUGGUAUUGAGGGUGGAAGUGGAGGCAGUGAAGUUUCUGAAGGAGGAGCCUCUGAGGCUGGAUGCACUGCUGAAACGCUGCAGGAACAUCACAGAUACACUUGCACUGCUGAGAAGGCAGGUAUCAGAAGGCAUGUGGAAGACUCCAGAGGACUUUAGUAGCUCCAUGUCCAGCUCCAGUGAUGCUGACUUUGCGAAGAGCUGCGAUUUGGACAUCCUGACCAGUCCCUCUCUCAGCAGCCUGCCUGACCUAGCAGCCACUUUAUCAGGCACGGGCAGUCUCUCGGCCUCCUUGGCGACCAGUGCCAACCUGGGGACUAGUCCCAGCCUCACCAACACUGCCAGCAUAGGGGCCACUGCUAGUCUGUCCAGUGCUCUGGGCACCAGUCUUGGGUCAACUCUAGGUGGCACUGCCGGUUUAGUAGGCACCACCACGCUGGGGAGCUGGCUGGCCAGCACAGCGGCGAUGGACAGCAGCAUGCCGGAACAGGACAACACCUCAGCUAGUGCAGCAAAGGGCCGCGGCCUGGAGGACAUGCCCACACGCAGAGAACCGGACAAAGGAGUAUCUGUAGAAGUCCGCCUGGCAGCAGAGCGGGACUGGGAAGAAAAGCGGGCUAGCUUGACCCAGUUCAGUGCCCAGGACAUUAAUCGUCUCUUGGAGGAGACCCAGGCGGAGCUAAUGAAGGCCAUUCCUGAUCUGGACUUCGCUGCCAAGCAGAUCACCAAGCCGGCCGUGCCCCCGAAACCCCAGCUCUCCUCUCUGCCCAAACCAGUCACGCCAUCCUCCACACCCUCCUCCACCCCUGAACACCAACCUGGAAAAACCCCACCCAAACCAGCCAGUAAGGACACUACCCCACGCAGGGAAUCAGGGGAGUUGACAGUGCCACGGUAUCGAACGGAGAAGCCGUCCAAGUCUCCACCCCCUCCACCGCCACGGCGCAGUUUCCCUUCAGGCCACGGACUCACAACCAACAGCAGCGGAGAAGUUAUCAUCGUAAACAAGAAUGUGAAAAAACUGGAGAAAAGUGAAAACUGUGAGGAACCAGACACACAGACACAGUCUCAGACGCCGCCCAUCAAACUCAGAAGACCUUCCACUUCGGAUGGGCCCCGCCCCUCCUCCACGCCACCAGUUAUCGCAGCCUCUGGGAUGAAAGAGGAUGAAGAUGAGGAAGAGAAAAUCAUGGCAGAGCUCGAGUCUGCUGGUACCCCUCCUGGGUCCGCCAAACUGGCAUCGUCGUCAGCAGCAUCCCGCCUGAAGCACCUGCAGCAGAGCAGCCUGGAGCGGAAGAACAGGAAGCAGCGUGAGGACUUCCCCAAACUCCAGCAGGGCCAGCAGCAGGUAUUCCACUUCUAACAGUGGCUGCGCCCCUUCCCUGCCCUCCACCGCAGUUAGCCAUCGUUGUCCAUCACCACUUGACCUGAACCUCCAGUCCUGAGCCAGAACUGAGCGGCGCCUGGCGCUAACUGCUGCGCUACCAGCGUAGCGAGAACUGCUGCUCUAGCUGAUGACUAUUACCUGUGAAGCUCAUGGCUGAAUUUCAGCAGCAGCUGAGCAUUGCUCAUAAAGCUAGCUAUCUGGUUUGCUAGCAGCUAAGUCUGUUUGACAGCUAAGCAGUAAUUAUUUCAGUAGCAGAUAAGUGUCACCUGUGAAGCCAGAAGCUAAAUAUUACCUGUCCUAGUAGCAGUCGUGCACCAGUGGUUCUGUUAGCUGCUGCGUAUGGACCCUGUUGCUAACCCGUCUCGAGUCAGCAACCUGCCAGCGACCAUCGCAGCUGCUCCACAGAUGCUGCGACACACGAGUGUGUGCUGCAUUGGUGCGUGCAACAUUGCGAUGUCUACCUCUCUGCAGGGGGUUUCAACAUGCCCCAUCUGUCUAUCCUGCCUCAUGUUUGCUGUCUUGCCUCUUGUAGUGUGGAAUUUAAUUUCUUCCUUCCUCCAUAUUCUUCCAAAACAGAAGCAUUGCAUGCUAAUGUAAUCACAUGGUCACAGUUCAUGGGAGCUGCUCUCAGACUUCUUCAUAUCUGCUUAUAUCUGCCAGUUCCUCAAAGGCGGAGGGUAGCGCCACAUUCUUCACUUAAUGCACUGCCUCUUUGUCGUUUUCUGCGCUUAACUCUGAUUGCAGUCCAGCAAGGCUGGGUCCAGUACGGCAGCUUGACAUUUACAUGUGCAUUACCCCAAAAGCUUGUUUGGCAUCUUGCUGUUGUUACUACAGCUAAAAAAGCCCUGUUUGCGUUCCACCUUCCAUUCUGGCUCCUGCAAACACACAGCUCUUUCCAUUGUGCUCUGAAAUCUGUAAGGCGUUAUUGCAGCAAUAGAGACAAAACUAAGAUUUGUAUUGGUUCUACAAGAAAUGCAGUACUCUUCUAUUCACCCAUAUCUUUGCUGGAUGGAUAUGACUCAAAGUGACUCUGCACCCACUCAGUCCUCAUUGCAGGUGCAUCAUCAGGCCUAGAUGCUCCAUGACCAUAUCUUAUUUGUCACACCCUUCGGGGCCUUGAGCAUGCAGACGAGGGUGAGCAGGACCAGAGGGAAAGCACCAUGUUUUUUGGCAAAUAAGAAUAACAAAUCCAUGCAACCCAGUACUAGCAGUGUUUUACCUAAAGCUACCUUUGAUAGUCUUUAAGACCUUAAGACAGAAAAACAAAAAGGCAAAAAAUGAAGUCUGUACUGUAAAACGUAAGCACUGUUGAGAUUAAAUUAUCAAAAGAUCAAACGAUAAAAAGUGGUACUUACUAAAGAACACAAGAAAUGCUUCGAUUUAAAGAAAAAAAGCAAGGCUGGUUAAAGAACCACAGCAGAAGACCUUGGGGAGAUGAAAGGGCAAAGCACUCUAGAGAGGGAAACAGAACGAGGAAGCACUCCAGAGUCUCUUGGGUGACUCUUAUCUAUGAGGGCAGCUUUGCAGAGUCACGGCUCUUCCCUCAAUCCAGCCCAAAGAAACGGGGGAGUGAGAGUGAGAGAGAGAGUAGGAGGGUGCAUGGAAGCCCUGAGGGAAGGAGUAAGAGAAUGAAAACAUGAAAAGGAGGAAGAGAGAGAUAAGACAGUGAGGUUUCAUUUCUCUCCAGUUAACAUUUGCGCCGGCCUCUCUUUCUCUCCUUCCUGCAGGAAUAAUCUUUAGGCCAUUAGCUAGCUGUGAGCUGCACAGCUAGCCGGCUCACUGCAGUCCGCAGGGCCUGGUUAUUCCCCCAUAACUGAUCCAAGGACAAACUGACACUCAGAAUGAACAGGAAUGGGUCUCUCAAUUAGCGAUGUGAUGAAGGCACCCAAAUCGUUUUCUGUUCGGAUGAUAGCACUGUGAAUGGAGCUAGGCACUAUGGAAUAUAA